Molecule: messenger RNA, 1097 nt
Organism: Pan troglodytes (chimpanzee)
Lineage: Eukaryota; Metazoa; Chordata; Mammalia; Primates; Hominidae
Gene: SPATA9
Product: spermatogenesis associated 9
Exons: 5
Coding region: 138-902 (254 amino acids)
Source: RefSeq, a predicted model, not a curated record
AGUGAGCUGUGAGUUCUGUCCUUGCUGGCUUUCCCAAGUGGAAGGCUACCCUCAUCUUUCACUAAUGGCAGACUAGGACAAGCAUUACCCAGGCCUGCAAGCUUGUUAAGCACUAGGAACCCAAGCAAGAACUCACCAUGCCAAUCAAACCUGUUGGGUGGAUAUGUGGGCAGGUGUUGAAGAACUUUUCUGGAAGAAUCGAGGGGAUCCAGAAAGCAAUCAUGGACCUUGUAGAUGAGUUUAAAGACGAAUUUCCCACCAUCCUAAGAUUAUCACAGUCUAAUCAGAAAAGAGAACCUGCGCAGAAAACAUCCAAAAUCAGGAUGGCUAUUGCUUUAGCUAAGAUUAAUCGAGCAACAUUAAUUCGUGGAUUAAACAGCAUAUCCAGAUCCUCCAAAUCAGUGGCCAAACUUCUGCAUCCUCAGCUUGCAUGCAGACUUUUAGAGCUAAGGGACAUAUCUGGUCGUCUGCUGAGGGAAGUUAAUGCUCCGAGGCAACCCCUAUAUAACAUGCAGGUCAGAAAGGGUUCUUUGUUUGAAAUCAUCUCCUUUCCAGCAAAGACUGCUUUAACUAGCAUAAUAUAUGCUUCAUAUGCAGCACUAAUUUAUUUGGCAGUCUGUGUUAAUGCUGUGCUGAAGAAGGUAAAGAACAUCUUCCAGGAAGAAGAAUCCAUCAGGCAAAACAGAGAGGAGAGUGAAAAUUGUAGAAAAGCCUUUUCUGAGCCUGUGCUUUCGGAGCCUAUGUUUGCUGAAGGUGAAAUCAAAGCAAAACCUUAUAGGUCAUUGCCGGAGAAGCCAGACAUUUCAGAUUACCCCAAGCUUCUUGCUAAUAAGCAGAGUAAUAACAUCCAAGUUUUACAUUCUGUGUUUGACCAAUCAGCUGAAAUGAAUGAGCAAAUCUGAAUACAGAUAUCACUGAACAGAACUUAAGAGUUAUCUAUUUAAUGGCACAUUUCAUCUGACAAAACUCAGAGUCCAGUUUACAUAUUCUGAAUUGCUCUGCUUUCUUAAAAAAAAGAGAAGGGGGCUACUAUUAAAAUGUCAUUUUCUAGUAUUUACAUGAUAGAGUAAAUAAAAUGAAUAUUGAUGUGGAAUAUA